Molecule: messenger RNA, 650 nt
Organism: Plectropomus leopardus (leopard coralgrouper)
Lineage: Eukaryota; Metazoa; Chordata; Actinopteri; Perciformes; Serranidae
Source: RefSeq, a predicted model, not a curated record
GCAGGAGAGGGAGGCGCUGAGAGUCAUCCCGCUAAAGGAGAUCCACAAAGUUCAGGAGUGCAAACAGAGUGAGCUGAUGAUGAGGGACAACCUGUUUGAAAUGGUCACCAGCUCCAGAACCUUCUACAUUCAGGCUGACAGUCCAGAGGACAUGCACAGUUGGAUUAAGGCCAUCUCAGGAGCCAUCGUGGCCCAGCGUGGUCCCGGGCGCUCCGCUAACAUUAUCCGUGCGGCGCGGCGGUUGUCCAGCCCGUGUAUACAGAGGUAUACGCCGUUCUGCAGCGGUGAAUGCAGCACGUAUGUGACCCCACGACCUCUCCCCGUCAUCACCAUGUUAACCCCCGACACCAGCCCCCCCCAUCCUUUAACCGAGCACUGACCUGCUGCUCGCCGCAGGAGCUCUCUGGUUUCUGUCUGCACCCUGGAGGCGUUUUUACUCACACGACCAGAUAAAACGGCGUUCUGAGAGCGGCUGGCUUCAGUAACGUUCGACCGGAUGCUUCGGCAGCACGAAACGUUUAAAAAACAAACUGUGAUAUAGAAGCAGAGUUCUUGAAAUUCCCUGAAAACUUACACAUUUCCUGCAGUUAGGAAGGCGUGUUUUCUUAAAAAAACAUUUUAGAGGGAAAAAAAUGCCCAAAAAUUUUACA